GGACGCACCAGAUGUUUUCAGUUGUAGGAAAGCUCUCUCAGGAAAGACUCGUUGCACUGCCGAAAACUGAAAGGCUUCAGAGAGAACGUCCUCCUGGUCCAUGUCUUUCAAUAAGGCUGAUACGGUGAACAACAUGUUGAGGGUGUGUGGCAUGAACAAAAAUGGUCAUUGAUUGGUAAUGCACUGAAAGCAUCAAGAUGGCUACAAACAUGUCCGGGAUUUUGGAUGUCUCCGGAAACGACACUGGGUCAGCUAAUAACAGCGUAGAUUCGGGCGGGAGAUUUGAAUGGGCGACCGCGACAAAUCUUACGAUCUUCACUUUGGACGUGGUUCGGACCAACUUGAACGAGUGCUACACCAUGUCCAAGGCCUCUCAAGUGUGGAGCACUAUUUGUGAAGGGAUUCUCUCAGUGAUUGUGGGUAUUUGUGGCCUCAUGGGCAAUGGAGCCACCAUUGCCGUCCUGAGUAGACCGGCAUUUAAAGAGACUUUUCACAAGCUCCUGGUGUGUUUAUCACUCUUUGACUCAUUAUUCAUAGGCAGCGGAUUGCUCAUAUAUGCCAUUCGAGCGCAUAAACUGUAUCUUGAUGGACCGACCGAGGUGCAUUACCUGUUCAUCUUGUUGUACCCAAUGGCCAACAUAUCUUUGUAUGGCUCGAUCUAUGUGACUAUGGCCAUUUCCAUCGAGAGAUACUUGGGCGUAUGCUAUCCGGUGCAAUCGCGGACCCGCCCAAGACGGCACCUCAUCAUUUACCUCAUUCCAGUGGUUCUUUUUGCUGUGGGGUUUAACCUCCCGAAAGCUUUUGAAACGAAAGUGGUCGAAGUUCAGGAUGGUAACAACCACACCCGCUUCCAGGCUAUGAACAGCAAUUUUUCGACCAACACGAACUACACUCACUACUAUAAAGUAUGGUCCAAUCUCAUCGUGACUACGGUCAUUCCUCUGUCCGUGCUCAUCUUCUGUAAUGUGGGUAUUUUUGUGACCUUGAGAAAGAGUCGGAAGUCCAUGUUUGGGGUGUCGAACCAACGUCGCCAGACAGUCCAACAGAAGAACGAAAACGGCUUGGCCAUCAUCCUCGUGGGAAUCGUACUCGUUUUCAUGGUGUGCCAUGCCUCCCGGUUCUUUUUGGCCUUUUAUCACGUGUCUGUUUCCGAAACUACUCAGAGAUGUCUGGAAUCCGAACCCCGGAAUGCAGACUCCGAGCCCCCGGAGUGGUUGUACAUCGUGAGUGCCAUCAACCAUCUGAUGUUAAUGAUCAACUCGUCGGUGAAUUUCUUGAUCUACUGUGCUGUGGGCUCUCGUUUCCGGAAUGCUUUGACGUGUCGAUUGUCCAAUCGCAGCAGUAGUCGUUACACCAUGACCAUGAGGCCUCAGAACAAUCCAACCCAAUCCCCGGCCGGCAUCACCACCACCUUGCCCGCCAAUCCAAUGGAUUUGUCACCAGAGCUGAAGACCCAAAAGACCACGGUCCUCAUCAUGACCAACGGGGGUGGAACAUUGGGGAAGUCACCCUUGAGUAUCAGGAGAGAAUCCGGGAUCUUCUUCGAGGAGGAGCUCGACGACGAUGACGAUCACGGCCAUUUCGAUGAGCACUUCCAACUUGUGCACGAGUCCCAAGGUAAUGGGCCCAUCGAGGACGCGCAUCCGCUCCAAGGCCAAAGGAGCUCUUCCGGUUGUUCCACUCCACCCAAUAGUAGUCAGUCAUCCAGUUCGUCGUGUUUGAAGAAAUCACUUCCACCUUUCCGUUUUCUACUCAAGCGACAUGCCCCGGAAUCUUCAGCCUCAUUGCCUCGGGGAGGUCAUUCCGAAGUGGAAGUAUUUAAAUGGAGGCAUCGCCCCAGGGACUGCCCACCCGAUGGGGCCAGCUCUGUGACUCGAGUCCAUGGAAAUCCGGUCCUCAAAGACCCAUUAAGGCGACAGGAGACCAAAAGUGUCAAGUCAUACACGGAGUCCUCAACAGUGGGCUCCAUGGAUCAGUGGUUAUAAAAUGUCAGCUAUGGGCACUCAAAAGGAGAUGAAACGGCACAAAGUUGAAUGUAGAUCCCUGGUGCGCAUUUAGUUGCUGGAACAUCCGAUCCGGCGACCAACCAUUCCUCAAGCCCGUUUGUGCUCUGCAAGAUGCGUUUCCGUUUUCUAAAUGUGUACGUGUAUGUAGGGAGUUCGUCGUUUGGCUACAGAUUGCAUUAUUUGUCAGGGAAGUACGAGAGAGUGGCCUCCGCCAAGAAGGCUGAUGAUGAGGAGGAUGUGGAGGAUGUGGAGGUCAGGGCCCCAAAAAGUACGUUUAUCGACUACUCAAGUGGAUGCACCUCCAUUCAUGUCAGAAAAGUUCCAACAGAGUGGGUGCAUCACUGGUCAAGAAUGGACCAAGAGAACCAACCGAUCGGGCUCAAACCGAUUCCUGACAGCAAAGUGUUAAAAAAUUUUGAUGAACUUUAACUCAGUAGAAAGAUUCAGAUGUCAGAGAUGAAAUACAUGAUGGAA
Messenger RNA from Tigriopus californicus, 2480 nucleotides. RefSeq names its product FMRFamide receptor-like. The record is from RefSeq and is a predicted model, not a curated record. Gene Ontology annotation, molecular function: G protein-coupled receptor activity. Gene Ontology annotation, biological process: G protein-coupled receptor signaling pathway. The coding region runs from base 198 to 1985 and encodes 595 amino acids. Gene Ontology annotation, cellular component: membrane. The transcript has 6 exons. NCBI's taxonomy places the organism in Eukaryota, Metazoa, Arthropoda, Copepoda, Harpacticoida, Harpacticidae.